AUGACAUACGCCUUUCAAACGCCUGAUAAACUCUGCUUUAUACUGGACCUGAUGAAUGGCGGCGACCUUCACUACCAUCUCUCCCAGCAUGGCGUGUUUAGCGAGCCAGAAAUGCUGUUCUACGCUUCAGAAGUGAUCCUUGGAUUGGAACACAUGCAUAAUCGUUUUGUUGUCUACCGAGACCUAAAACCGGGCCAAAUAUUACUGCUCUUGACGCAGAACGGACAUUUGUGA
Messenger RNA from Cooperia oncophora, 234 nucleotides. NCBI's taxonomy places the organism in Eukaryota, Metazoa, Nematoda, Chromadorea, Rhabditida, Trichostrongylidae. The record is from the annotation of a GenBank genome assembly.